AUGAACCCUUAACUUAGAUAAUCCUAAAAUCAAGAAAAACUUCUUUAAAUAAGUCGAUCUUAAAAUAUCAAAUUGCUUAAACAUGUAUUUUAGCUUUUCAUGAUCAUGGAAAGUUUUGUGAUAAUAAGUAUGUACUUUUUUUAAUUUAGCUUAAAUUUUUAUGUUAAGUUACUACAAGUUAUAUACUCCAAAUAAAUAAGCAAAUUCAAAAUUAUGGAUCUCUUAUUACUACAGUUGUAAUGAAAAUUAGUGCUUUCAGAAUAAGUAUAAUUAUAUUAAUAAAGAAACCUAUGUUCUGAUAUUUCCUUAUCUGAUUAAAUAACUUUGUGUUUAAAUACAAAAGAAUUUAAUGUUUUCAGAUAUAUUCUAAGUAGCCUUAUUAUUUUAAUUAUUCUAUUCAUGAUUUUUGAUAUCUAUAGAAUGAUGAUAAUAAAAAACCAAUUAAAAAAUGAAAAAUUGGAUUUUAAAUUUAUUUAUAAGGCUAAGAAAUAUUAAAUUACUAUUAUUUUUCUUUUAACCUUAUAAUAUGUGAUCUUAUUUAUUUAUAUAUUUGGAAUAGAGGGAGAUUGUAAAUACAAUAAUUAAUAAACUUUUAGCUGAAUAUGGUUUAGGAUCAGCAUUUUAUGUUGGAUUAGCAGGAUUCUUAAGCUACCUUAUUGUUAUUAUUUAUUUUAGAUAUUUAAAAGGGAGGUUCACAAGAGAAUCAUAUUUAGAAAAACUUUUGAAUGAAGAACUUAAUGAAUCUGAUUUAUAAUAAAGCUUUGAAUUUAAAUCUAUCGAAUUUAGAGAAGAGCGAUUUUAUUCUAUCUAAGACAGAGAUUGA
Paramecium sonneborni is the source of this 823-nucleotide messenger RNA. NCBI's taxonomy places the organism in Eukaryota, Ciliophora, Oligohymenophorea, Peniculida, Parameciidae. The record is from the annotation of a GenBank genome assembly.